Messenger RNA from Artibeus jamaicensis (Jamaican fruit-eating bat), 5541 nucleotides. RefSeq names its product protein CutA homolog. Gene Ontology annotation, molecular function: copper ion binding. The transcript has 6 exons. The coding region runs from base 2005 to 2430 and encodes 141 amino acids. NCBI's taxonomy places the organism in Eukaryota, Metazoa, Chordata, Mammalia, Chiroptera, Phyllostomidae. The record is from RefSeq and is a predicted model, not a curated record. Gene Ontology annotation, biological process: response to metal ion.
UGGGCGUGGUCGGGAACUGCCGGACUCCUGAGACUUGUGUCCGUCAGGGCCGAUCGGAGGGUCAUUGGUGAUUGUGGAGUCGCAGUCCGGCGAAGUCUGAGGCGCCGCUCAAUUGGUCACGCAGUUGUACUUUUCCUGUUGGCUUGUAUAUUUCCCACGGGGCUCGAAGGCUCGUCGGAUAUCUGGCAAGCGGAAUAGUGAGAAUGAGGACCCACGGAAGGUUAAUUGGUCUUGCGAGCAGCCUCCUGGCUCUCAAACCAUACUCUUGGCAGAGGCGAGGGCUGAAGUGGCAGAGGCCGCUGAGGACUGGGCGGCGGCUGAGGCUAACCCAGGCGGACGGAGGUGAUGGGCAUCCUGAACCCCGGUCAGGCACGUAUCAAGAGGCGGUGACGGGCCAAGCCUCCGGAAGGCAAGACGAAAAAUCUCUUCUUCCAGAAGCUGGAAGAAAGUGUGGGUAACACCGACAGGGGACCCUUUGGGGGCGUCAUUUGAGUCAGUCUUGCGGCGCACGAUUCAGAAAAACAAGAAGGCCAUCAUCAUGAAGUGUUUCGCCCCCUUCCUCUAGGUGGUGUUCAUUCCGAGUGACUAUACAUCAAGAAGAUGGAGACUGAGUUAACCUUUUGGGUCCAGGACAAGACCAGACCAGACCAUGGGGGUGGGGGUGAGUGACAACCUCUGAUGCUGAAGGAUGUCUGCAACCAUUCCAAACGCAUUACACACAUCUGAUGGAAACCACUGGGAAAGGCAACCCAGAUAAAUUUCAUGCGAACAAGGGAUGGCUUGAGAAUGUAGAAGUUGCUACAGUUGACAAAAUUCAGGGUUGAUAAGGGAGGAAGAACCUUUAAAUGCCCAGUUAGCAGCGAAGUAACUCCAACUCCAGAAACUGAUCAGAGCUAGAAGCUAUGUGCCUCAAUGGGUCUUCAUGCCAAGGACAUGAGCUUGUUUUGGAAGUACAUUCCUUAGUAGACCUUUAGGGGAAAAGACAAUCUGGACGUUUCAGAGGAAGCUAAGGACAGGAUUUUCCUCUUUGUGUGUGCCAGUGACACGAGUGACAAGAAGAUAAAAACCGUUGCUGCUUUAGAAAGAUCCUAAACCCACAUGUCUCUUGGAAAGAAGGUUAAAAAAAAACAUUCCUGUUUCCCGGUGAUCACACCCCAGAGUAUCAUUAACUGCUGCCCUCUUUUUGGCCUGGUUUCAUAAUUGUUUUAUCUAUUAAGCCCAGAGUUGUUUAACAGAAAAAAAAAAAAAACUUUAGUUCAGAGUGUUGCUAAUUUUGAACAGCGGUCCCAAUCACCCAGGCUCAUUGUUCUUUGCUCAUCCUCAGGUAAUACUGUUUCUCCCUCCGGAAGGCACUAGCUGUCUUCAGUCCUUGGAUCAGGGAAUAGUUGAAGCAUUCAGGAGGUAUUACACCAAGCACAUGUCUGACCACUUUGCUGACUGUAUUAAAUAAAACCCCUUCUCUUACUUUGAAAGUAACAUGUCAACAACAUUGCUGACACUUUGAUAGUGAUAAAAGUGUCUAUGGAUGAUAUAAAACCAGCCAUUCUUACUAAAGCCUGGUGGAAACUUUGGGACGACGUGAAUGAAUAAUUAUGCAUAUUUCCUAUAAGCUGUUUUUUAAAAAAAAUCAGUCUGAAAAAAACAGAUGGGCUUUCAAUUCAUCAAUAUUGAUGAAAAUGAAAUUAAUGAGCUAUUGAAGUUCCAAAUUUCGGUGGUAAUGAGAGUCUGUAGAUGAGGAAGAAGACAAGUCCCUAGAACCAGAGGUAAAGAUGAGCCUAAGGAAAUUGAAUGCUGUCUUAUUCUCUUCUUGAGGCCUCACUGGUGCUGCAAUGAAUAUGGAUCCUUUCUUGGAUCGAAGUUUGGCCUUUACAAAAGAUCAUGAUAAAAUUGUUGUGUACCUAUCAAGAGGUGCAAGAGAAUCUUCCAAAUAAAACCUCUUUUCUAAAGAAAGAGAAGGGAGAUACGUAAUGAAGAGGAAAUGCGGGUGAAGAAGAUGGACACAGAAUGAGUCUGAAGAACAGUAUCCUGACAGCCUCUCUCCUGACAUACCCCCUGAUCAGGACCCUUAGCCUGCAGCUCCAUUCAGCUGUCACUGGCAGUUUUGUCUCCGGCACUUAUUCCGUCGUCUUUGUCAACUGUCCCAACGAGCAAAUUGCCAGAGAUAUUGCCAGGGCUGUGCUGGGUAAGAAGCUGGCUGCCUCGGUGAACAUCCUGUCUGAGGCAUCCUCACUCUACUUCUGGAAUGGAGAAAUAGAAGAAGCCACGGAGAUUCUGUUGUUAAUAAAGACAAAGACUUCCAAGGUCCACAUUCUGUCCAGUUAUGUCAGGUUGGUGCAUCCUUUUGAAAUCCCAGAGAUCUUCAGUCUUCCCAUGGACCAAGGAGACGUGCACUAUUUGAAGUGGCUGAAGGAGGGCAUGGAGGAGGACUGAGAGCGAGAGGCUCUCUGUGAAUCCUGCUGGCUGCCUCUGGCCUUCACCCGCUGCGCUCUGGGGAAGGGAGGCCUCUUUCGGCCUCCUAGCGUCUCUGGAUUCCGUGUUUUUGUCAGCAUAGAGGAGCUAAAUAACUUGUGGACGUUGAAGGUCCAAGGCUUCUGAGGCUAGAAGAGGAGGCUGGGCCAGUCAGGCUAAGCAAAAGCCCGCUGGAACUUGUCUCUGAGUGCUUCACCCUUAAACGUGUCCAGGGUGUGGGAGAGCAAGGGUGGUUUUGUGUAGGGGACAGGGAGGGGUGGCAGUGAGGGUGAAGUUUGUCGUCUUCAGCAGUCUCUGGGCUUACCUCGAGUGUCUAGGGUGGAAUUACUCUCCUGGUUCUCAGGAGGAAGAAUAGAACCAAUGACCCGUUUACCUACAAGGGUGUGGGGUGAAUGAAUGUCUCCUCCUAGAGGAACUGGCAAGCACUUUCUGUAUUCAGAGGAUGGAUUGUGAAUGGUACAAUAUCAGGGACAAGCAGGAUUCUUUCUCCUAGCUACGGAUGGUGUUCGUUAUCCCUGAGCCCGGAGGAGUGGGCCUGCGGAUGGGCUUCAGGAGUUUGUGCAGGACUAGGGGAACAGCGGUGCUUAGAUGCAGCCUCAUCAGUUGGGAAUGGGUCUUGCCUCUUUCUAAGCUGAAUAUGGCAGACCUCAGAAGGUUCCGGUGCCUUGCUCAGUGGAGACAUAGGCUCUGAGCCCACCAUACUAACCAUUUUUACUUGAGCAUUAAAACUGAGGAUCCUAACGUAGGAAAGAACCCUGGGGAACUUCUAGGCCUGUGUUUUUCGGACUUGCUCCACAGAGCACCCCCAGGGUUGACAGAAGGUGCUGGGACUGCCUGCCCCCUGCCAAUACUUUAGCCAUGCAACUGUACUUUUACUAUUUUAAUGUAUUGAGCUAUCUAGUGAGAUUUGUAAGAUUUUUUAAAAGUUUUCUUUGUUAAAAGUUGUAAACCAGGGUCUAAGCCAGUCUCUGUGUAGAGGGCUAGAGAAAACUGAACUACACAGAGGUCUAGGAAGCGGGUAUGUUGUUACUAAAGGGGCAGCCAAGGCUGCUCACCUGCAUCUGGUGCUGCCCCAUACCUGCCCCACGGUGCCCGUGGAGGAGGGCAGGGGAGGCUGAGCUCCCUGUAGGGUGAGGAGAGAAACUUAACCUAGGUUCCUCCAGGAAUCCCUCAUAAGGUAACUCCACUCCGUGGGCAGUUGGGGUGAGGGUCCCCUGAUGGUCUGCAGACGUCUGCGGUAGCGGCCCUUCCUCCAGAGGGAAUGGUGUGUGGGAGGGGUGGCACCAGGCUCUAGUUCUGAUACCUCCUGUUCCUGGACCUUAGUUCCUCCGAACAUGAAAACGGGGGUGUGGUGGGGGCGUUUCCCAGGGCUCUUCUGUGAAAGCUUUGUCGGGGUUCAGGCUGAGACCCUUCCCAGGGUCCAGAGAGGACUCUUCUCUAGGCCAGUGGGGAUGGUGGCGGGCUCCUCCAAGAGAAGAACAAAGAGAAUGAUGAUGGUGGUGUCCCUUUUCACAACAGAUGGUUCUGAUAGGUAAGAAAAAUCUUGUGUGACAUCAACUUGACCGCAAAUAUGCAGGGGACCUCAGAUGGACUGUCCGUGUUGCUUUCAGGGUAAAGUCCAGCUUCUUGGUCUGGUUUUCAAGGCCCGUUACAACCUUGCCCCACCCCACUCUUUCAUCCUCACCUACCCCUCCUCUCCUACUCUGGCAAGUAGCUGCACCACUAAGUUAUGACACGUUGUCCUGGGUUCAGGCCACGCCCUCUGCCCAAGGAGUCCGUCCACACGCCUGUAGGUGACAUGUGGCUGCUGCUUCUCGAGGCCUGGCUCCUUGGCCGGAGGAACCUCUCCUGCUCCGGUGCUCCUGCUGUCCUUGUGUGUCGCUCAGCCUCGUACUUCUGGACUGUGCUGCUCCAGGUCAGGGACAGGUCCCAGUCUAUUUGAUCUCUUGCACAGGACUUAGCAAAUAUUUCCCAAAUUGAUGUUUCAAGGAUUUGAAUAACUGAAGCUUUUUCCACAGUCUACAGUUACUUUCUAAUUUAUGGAAUUGAUAAAACUCUACUUUUUUUCCAUGAACUUUCUUCCAAAUUUCAAAUUAUUCCAAAUUUCUACCGGUGGCCUUUAUUGGGUCAUUUUCUGUUCUUUGUAUUGAAGACUGCUUCUUGGUGGCCUUUCUUGGCUGCGGUGACUUACAGGAAUUAGAAGAAGAGGGGGCAGAGCCCCAGCUCUCUCUACCAGAUACUGUGCUCAGGUCCUUAACACUGUUUUAUCUCUAUAACUUAGUGUUUUCAUUUUGCAAAUGCAACCAGAGAUCAGAAGACAUAAGACACUUGAAAUAAGCAGCAGCUAGGCCCUGACCCCAAACCUCUGAUUCUAAAUCGAUGCUCUUCACUGCCUCUGUCAGAGAGGUCGGGCAAUACCCUUAUGGAGACCAGAGACCCAGACAGCCUGCCGCCGCCUGCUCUAAGGAACGACUUCUGCGUUUGUAAACCAUCUGCGCAGUAAGUCGGUCUGGCACUUAAAAAUGCAUCGUACUGUUUACUUCUCCCCACAGAUCUGGAGGUUAGGGAUAGUAUCCUCAUUCUGUAAACAGGAGGACUGAUUCAGAGGAGUGCAGUGAUUUCAGGGUCUGUGUGACUCCAACGUCCAUGGUGUGACUAGUGCCGCGCUGUCCUCCCCGAGUGGCGCCGUGGGAGCCAGGCCAGGACCUGGACUAGUGUUCCCACACGGGAACGCCUUCCCAGCGUCUCUCAGGAAGUGUGUGUUUUUGACUCUGGGAUCCCCAGAAAAAUCAGUUGAGGAAAUGAGAAAAAAUAUUAAAAUCAUCCGUGAAUACUAAAGCUUAAAAGCAUAGAGACAUGACUGGUUUAAAGGACUCCAUCAAAUAAGAAAUAAGCAGGGAGUGCUAGCAUGCCGAGGUGAGGGUCAGGAGAGCCGAGGCAGGAGCACGUGGGAGAGAAAGGCUUACUGCCUGGCCGGUCUUGCUCGUGAUGUUACGUGAGAGGGGUGUGUCUGUAGCCCCAUACGCUGCAAACCAUGAGCUGUUCUUGCAAAUAAAAUAAGUUCAUACACAG